AUGGCAGAGCCGGGGAGAAUGCACAGCAAAGGUGCAGGUGCCCCGGACUACGACGACCCUAAGUUCUGGGAUUUUAGGUUCGCCACCGGUCGUGAUGUCGGCGAAUGGCUGAAUUCGGGCGAGGCGCUCCUGGACGUGGUCCUAUCAGAUUUGGAAGGCCGGCCCGACUUCGAAGGUGCACCACGCGUCUUGCACUUGGGGCCCGGCGUUUCCAAGCUGGGAAUGAAGCUGCGAGAUGCAUGUACGGAGCGGGACUGGAUGGGAAGCGGCAUAGUCAAUGUAGAUUUCUCCGCCGAAGCCGUUCGCAUCGGUCAAAAAGCCGAACGACAGAAAGCCCCCGACCAGGCGAUGCAUUGGCUAUGCGCCGACUUGCUCUCCUGGGAUCAUGUUUCCACCUUGGCUCCAUUUGCACCCUUCGAUGUGAUUUUGGACAAAAGUACGAGCGAUGCUAUUGCCACUUUCAGCGACCGGAACAUUUCGCACGCAGACGAUCUGUCAAGCAUCUGUCCCACCGUGCAGAAAUUUCUCCCCAGCGUCCCGGCCGUCACUUUGUCUCCAGUCGAGGCGCUAGCUUUGCAUCUCGCUCCGUUGACACACAAGAACACCACAUGGAUUGCGCUUUCAUACUCGACCCUGCGCUUUGAUAACCUGCCAUUCCUUGCGGAGUAUUGGUCAUUGCGCUCGCGCACACCGUUGAAAGCGCCGUCGGGCGACGUCUCCUCGGCGGCCUACACCCCCGAGGUAUUCCACUGGGUAUACAUUUUGGACCGCAAAUAA
This is a messenger RNA of Penicillium cinerascens, 777 nucleotides long. RefSeq lists its product as uncharacterized. The record is from RefSeq and is a predicted model, not a curated record. The transcript is spliced from 2 exons. NCBI's taxonomy places the organism in Eukaryota, Fungi, Ascomycota, Eurotiomycetes, Eurotiales, Aspergillaceae. Bases 1 to 777 code for a protein of 258 amino acids.